UUUUUUUUUUUUUUUUUUUUAUGAAUUAGGUACCUCCUAGUUAAGAUGAUUAUUGUAUGGCAUGGCACCCUGGGCAUCGCAGAGUUGCUAUGUACAACUUACAGCGGGUAAGCCACUAAUAAGACCCCUGUCCGGCCCUGCAAAGCUAAUGGGAUCCACCUAAAGUUCCUAACCUUUUAGUUGCACAGCUUUUUUUCCGACUUGGACCCAUCGAUGUAAGAGACUACCUAGGUAGGUACAAGACUACAAGACUACAAGACUGCAAGAUGGUACGAUGAUCUCAACCGUUAGGUAGUUAAGCUUAUCAACUUUCACCCGCCAGAAUGAAGACUUUUUACCAAACCUCGUGGCGCGCACUCCGAGCCGGCUCUUCGUCAUGGGCAUGCGCGUCAUGUCGCCGAGCCUUCAUCCGGACUCCUCCCCGCCGGUCCGUAGCGAAUUCCUCGGCGAGAAAACAGCAGGCUACCACAUCCCCCGGACCCGGGAUGCCGUCGAUGGAACGGGUGCGCGAGUACUACAAAUAUAAGAACCGCACGACUAUGUAUUACACGCUUAGCGUUAUACUCGGUACCGUUGCCUUCUCGUACGGCUCAGUGCCGAUGUAUAAGAUGAUCUGCCAGACAACCGGCUGGGGCGGCCAGCCUAUACGCGCAUCUGGCCACGGCCCCUCGAGCGACGACGCAGACUUUGGCCAGGCAUCCCGACUUAUCCCCGUGACGGAUGCGCGGCGCAUCCGUGUCACAUUCAACGCCUCGGUUUCGGAUGUUCUGCCGUGGAAGUUUGUACCGCAGCAGCGGGAGGUGCGAGUAUUACCUGGCGAGACGGCGCUGGCGUUCUACACGGCGACGAACCGCAGCGACAGCGACAUCAUCGGCGUGGCGACAUACAGCGUCACGCCCGCGCAGGUCGCGCCGUACUUCAGCAAGAUCCAGUGCUUCUGCUUCGAAGAGCAGCGGCUGAACGCGGGGGAGACGGUCGAUAUGCCUGUGUUCUUCUACCUCGACCCGGAUAUGCUGAAUGAUUUAAACAUGCGCGGGAUUAACGAGGUCACGCUAAGCUAUACGUUCUUCAAGGCGAAGUACGAUGAUAAUGGGAGUUUCAAGUCCUUCCCGACAGCGUAGAUAUUAUGUACCAUACUGUAUUAGAAUGGAUAGCAGCUUUGUAUCAGUAUUGAUAUCAGUGUUGAGAGCAUUUCAAUAUCAAGUCUUUUCGCGAAACGACGACCCGUGCUCCUCCUUUUCUGCCUACCGCCUGAGACUUGAGUUAGGUACGCUUUGGUGCUACGUUUUGGUGCUUACACUUGGCUCAACAAGAUAGAGAUAGUACCAGAUAUAAUGCUGAGAGUUUGGGUAUGAGACCUACAUCUAAAAAAUGAUAUAUAUAUAUAUGCCUAUGUAUGCCUAGGUAUGGAUAGGUAUGAAUAGGUAUGAAUAGUUGCAAAUGCUACACACACUUUUAAAGGGAGGGGAGAGGAGAAGGCAUUAGUGCAAGCCGCACCAAAAAGUACAAAUGUACCUAGGUACACGCUGCUACUUACGUCACUUCUAACUUUCCCAAUUCGAAUUAACAGGUACAUAGGUACCUAG
This is a messenger RNA of Daldinia caldariorum, 1586 nucleotides long. Its product is annotated as cytochrome c oxidase assembly protein CtaG/Cox11-domain-containing protein. Lineage: Eukaryota; Fungi; Ascomycota; Sordariomycetes; Xylariales; Hypoxylaceae. The transcript is spliced from 4 exons. Bases 324 to 1121 code for a protein of 265 amino acids. The record is from RefSeq and is a predicted model, not a curated record. Gene Ontology annotation, cellular component: mitochondrial inner membrane. Gene Ontology annotation, molecular function: copper ion binding.